UUGACAACAUCACCGCUAGUGUGCAGCGGCUGCAAAACAUGACUAGAAGCCGGGAUCCGUGUGCGAGCUCGUCAGGGGCGCGCGUUACCUUGGCAACCUCCGGUGACUCCAGGCAUCCGGCGGACUGCAUAGUAGAUGGGGAUCCAGAAACAUUUUGGGUCACAACUGGGAUGUUCCCCCAGGAAUUUAUCAUUAGCCUGAGCAGCCCACAGAGAAUCAACAGUAUUACCCUGCAAAGCUUCCUGGUACAAUCCUUAAGAAUUGAAAAAAGCAUCUCUAAAGAGCCAGUGGAUUUUGAGUGUUUUGUGGAAAAGGAUCUGGAGCCUGCAGAAGGACAUUUGCAGAAUGAGGAAUUUCCUCUCAAUGGGAUGCAGGUUGCCCAUUUGCGCUUUGUGAUCCUGUCUGGAUAUGAUCAUUUUGUGGCUGUGCGCAGUGUGUCCGCAGAGGCAGGAGUGUAACCAUCUGAGUAUUCGUAUGGCUUUUUUAUGUCCCAUACUGAAGUGUUCAGUGUCUGCACCAUUGUUAGCAGACUGCUGUAAAAGUGCAAGAUGAGGUUCCACUGUGUUUGUGUAUAUUACCUGUAUUUAUAGACUUUCUAAUAAAAACCAAAAUCAUAUCAUAAA
Messenger RNA from Bombina bombina (fire-bellied toad), 623 nucleotides. RefSeq names its product intraflagellar transport 25 (gene IFT25). The record is from RefSeq and is a predicted model, not a curated record. The coding region runs from base 39 to 458 and encodes 139 amino acids. NCBI's taxonomy places the organism in Eukaryota, Metazoa, Chordata, Amphibia, Anura, Bombinatoridae. Gene Ontology annotation, biological process: intraciliary transport. Gene Ontology annotation, cellular component: intraciliary transport particle B; cilium; centrosome. The transcript has 5 exons.